CAUACCCUUGACAUCUAAACGCAUUUCCCUUUCCAGUGGCUCUCUCUCUCUCUGCUCUUCGCUCUCUUAAGCGAAGCAACGUCUUACCUGAACCGGUGAACAGUAGGGGUGGAUCGGAUUCUUAACGGACUGAUUUCUGUUUCGUGACGGAGUAGUAAAACGAAUAUAAAGUAAUCGCCACCAAUAAGAAAAGGGGGAUUAGGUGUACAUGUACAGGAUUGCCUUUCCAUCAAACAGGUGAGCCAUGACAUCAUUGCUGUUACUGUGCUUGUGUCUCCGGGUCAUCUCAGCCACUCUGUCCUUUACAGACUAUCUAUAUACUGAACCUGAAAACACUCUGAGUGUCAGCAUUCCCAUAGCGGGUCCUUUGCGACCCUUAAUGGGGGACAAGAUGGUUCUGCCCUGCUACUUCCUGGACAACACAGUCCUUGACCCAGGGGCCCCCACCAUAGCUCCUCUCGCCCAUCGUAUCAAAUGGAGCCUCAUCACCAAAGAAAAGAGUACAGACAUUCUGUUGGCCUCAGAAGGCACAGUUGCACUUAAUAAAAGGUAUAUGGACAGGGUAUCCAUGAUAGCAUACCCCAUGACCCCUACUGAUGCCAGCAUUGAAAUCACCGAACUCCUCUCCAAUGACUCGGGAGUGUACCGCUGUCAAAUCAUGCAUGGAAUUGAAGACAGCCAUGACACUGUUGAUGUGAAGGUGCAAGGCAUCGUGUUCCACUAUCGUGCCAUCACUAGUCGUUAUACCCUGACGUUUGAGAGGGCGAAGGAGGCCUGUAUCAAGAACAGUGCCAUUAUUGCGACUCCUGAGCAACUCCAGGCAGCCUAUGAUGAGGGCUACCAUCAGUGUGAUGCAGGCUGGCUCUCUGACCAGACUGUUAGGUAUCCUAUCCAUGAGCCACGAGAGGCAUGCUAUGGAGACAAAUAUGAAUUCCCUGGUGUGAGGACGUACGGAGUCAGAGAAAUAAAUGAGACUUAUGAUGUGUACUGCUUUGUUCAAAACAUGACAGGAAGGGUGUUUUUUGCUAUGUCCCCUGAAACAUUUACCUUCACUGAGGCUGAGGCACAGUGUGUUAAAUGGGGUGCUAAAUUAGCCACUACCGGGCAACUAUACCUGGCCUGGAAGGGCGGUAUGGAUAUGUGUAAUGCAGGCUGGCUAGCAGAUGGGAGUGUCCGCUAUCCAAUCAACAUUGCCCGGCCUCAGUGUGGAGGAGGCUUGCUGGGCGUGCGCACUGUCUACCGCUUUCCUAACCAGACUGGCUAUCCUCUACCAGACUCACGUUAUGAUGCUAUCUGCUAUACAGAAGAGGAUGAGGAGGGUUCAGCUGACAUAUACCCAAGUAUACGGACGACUACAGAGACAGGAGGUGGUGCAGUAAGUGUGGGAAUGAUGACAGACCAUCCCCAGCAAUUCACCAAGCAGACUAUCACAGAGAGUGAGCUACAAGGCCAGGUUGUAACCCACAAACCUCUCACCACCACUACUGGACUCCCAGACACCAUGCAGAACGUUACCCAGCAGCCUCUGUCUCCACCUCCCAGUGCCAUAGAGGAUCUUGCAGAACUGAUACAAGGGGUGACUGCUCGACCUGAACUGGGAUCAGAGAUCCCCCAUGAAAAUGCAACAGAAGCUGCCAUGUCUCCAACUGGUGUUGUGUUCCACUACAGGGCAGGCUAUGAUCGUUAUGCACUUACCUUUAUUGAGGCGCAGAUGGCCUGUCAGAACAUUGGAGCAGUGAUUGCUAGUCCCCAGCAGUUGCAGGCUGCCUAUGAGUCUGGCUACCACCAGUGCGAUGCAGGCUGGCUGCUUGACCAGACCGUCAGGUAUCCUAUCACAUCCCCACGUGAGAAAUGCUCUGGGGAUUUGGAGUAUCUUCGCGGUGUGAGAUCCUAUGGACUGCGGCCUGCCAGUGAGCGCUAUGAUGUAUACUGCUAUAUGGACAAACCAAGAGGGGAGGUUUUUCAUGCGAGUUCAUUCAUGAGGUUCACAUACGAUGAAGCAGUGGCUUACUGCCAGGGUCAAAACGCCUCGCUGGCCUCCACUGCUGAUCUGAAUGCGGCCUGGAAGCAGGGCUUUGAUAAGUGCCGGGCUGGCUGGCUCAUCGACCGCACUGUGCGCUACCCCAUCAAUAACCCCCGGCCCCAGUGCGGAGGAGGGAAAGCUGGUGUGCACACAGUCUAUAAGUUCCCCAACCAGACGGGAUAUCCUGAUUUGCACUCCAGAUUUGAUGCCUAUUGCUGUAGAGUUGAUCUCCAGCUAUAUCUCAACGAGACAGUAGUAGAAGAGGAGAUAGUAAACCUGACAUCCAUACCUAGCCUUCUUAGGCCUGUGAGCCCCUCUGUUGCACCUCCCAUUGCAGUGGAGCCAUCUGAUUCUGGCCCUGCAGACCUGCCUUCAGGGGAUAGUGGCUCUGCAGAUGUGCCUUCAGGGGACAGUGGCUCUGCAGACGUGCCUUCAGGGGACGGUGGCUCUGCAGACGUGCCUACUGGGGACGGUGGCUCUGCAGACGUGCCUACUGGGGAUGGUGGCUCUGCAGACCUGCCUUCUGGGGAUGGUGGCUCUGCAGACCUGCUUUCUGGGGAUGGUGGCUCUGCAGACCUGCUUUCUGGGGAUGGUGGCUCUGCAGACCUGCUUUCUGGGGAUGGUGGCUCUGCAGACCUGCCUUCUGGGGAUGGUGGCUCUGCAGACCGGCCUUCUGGGGCUAGUGGCUCUGCAGACCUGCCUUCUGGUGAUAGUGGCUCUACAGACCUGCCUUCUGGGGCUAGUGGCUCUGCAGAACUGCUUUCUGGGGAUAGUGGUUCUGGCAAUGUAUUUGCAAGCGGGAGUGGGGAGCAAUACAGUGGGGCACUGGACAUGACAGGAAACCUUUCAGGAUCUGGUUUCGGUGGAGAACUGUCAGGCUCAGGCCAUAUUGGUGAUGGCUCACGUAUACUUGUGACCUUCUCAGGCAGCGAGUCCAUCUUAUCUGGGGAUGAAUUAGCUUCAGGGUCACCCCAGGAAGCUGGAAAAGGCAGUGCACAGAUCCCCACUUUCAUCCCAGUCCUGGGCUCUGGCUUCUUCAGUGGGGAAGGGUCUGGAAUUGGAAGUGGUUCAGGUCUCAGCUCAGAGGAAAAUGGGUCUGGACUGGACUCAUUCAGUAGCUUAGGAGAGAGUGAUGAGAGUGGAGAUGUUGCAGGCAUCUCUUCAGGUCUUGGCUCCAGUGAGGAAUCCUCUGGUUUCAGUGGCUUACCAUCAGGCCUGUUUCCGUCUGGAGAUUACAGUAGUUUCUCUGAGAUUAGCGGCAGUGGAAUUAUCAUGGUGGAUGGCGAUUGGGUAGAGGUGUCCACUGCUCCAAGCCUCACAGGUCAGGAGCUGAGUGGAGCAGAGGUGGAUUUCAGUGAGUCAGGCGAUCUAUCAGGGUCUGGCCUGAGUGGCUCCUUCUCUGGAUUAAGCAGUGGCCUCAGUGGGGCUGGGAGUGGUUCUGUAUUUCCUGAGACCACCUUUUUGGGAUCAGGGUUCACCGAUCUCACAGACCAAUCCAGUGGGGAACAAGAGGCUACUGGGGUUUUGGUGUAUGGAUCAGGAAAGUGGAGCAGCUAUCUCUCCGGAACCUCUGGUCUCCCUUCAGGAGCCUCAUCAGGAGUAUCUGCCAGUGGAGAUGUUAUGUUAUUGACUGAUGGUAACAUGGUGGAGGUUUCUAUCUACCCCACCCAAAGACAAGAGCUCAGGAAAGGGCCAAUAGAGCACAGUGGGAGUGGAAGUGAACUAUUUGCUGAGAGUGAAGAGCGCCAUGCCACACCUGGUAGUGGAGACUACAUUUCAUCCCUGGCUAGCAAAGACCAAUCAGCGGUUGAUUCAAAUGAUGUUCCUGCUGUUGUAUUAACACUCCAAGCUCCGUCAAGGCUGCUCAGUGACAUGGCAGGGCCACUGAAAGCUAUGCCAGAGCCUGCCGAAACUAUUUGGAAUCCUGACACUGCAACUACUGAACCUACCUUCUUCCUGGAAGCACCUGCUGUCAUGGCAGCACCUACCACAGAGGACUUUGCCAUGGACCCAUGUAAUCCAAAUCCCUGUGGUGCUGGCUCAUGUUCUGUACAGGACGGGGUUGAAUUGUGUCACUGUCCACCAGGACUGACAGGAAAAGGGUGUCACUUUGAGGUUGAAGUGUGCCAUUCAAACCCUUGUGCCAAUGGAGCCACGUGUGUGGAGGUAGAGGAUUCUUUCAAAUGCUUAUGCCUGCCCAGCUAUGGAGGGGAUCGCUGUGAGAUCGACGUAGAGAGGUGUGUGGAAGGCUGGACUAAGUUUCAGGGUCACUGCUACCUGCAUUUCUCGGAUCGGAAGGCCUGGGAGGAGGCUGAACAACACUGCCAACGUCUUGGAGCUCACCUGGUUAGCAUCACCAACCGGGAAGAACAGGCCUUUGUCAACUCCCAUGCACAGGACUACCAGUGGAUUGGACUAAAUGAUAAGACAUUUGAGAAUGACUUCCAGUGGUCAGACGGAACCCCAAUGCAAUAUGAGAACUGGAGGCCUAAUCAGCCAGAUAAUUAUUUUAACUCUGGUGAGGACUGUGUGGUGAUGAUCUGGCAUGAAAAUGGCCAGUGGAAUGAUGUACCUUGCAACUACCAUCUACCAUUCACAUGCAAAACUGGCCCAGUCACAUGUGGCCAGCCUCCUGAAGUGAAGAAUGCCAGGAUCUUUGGGAACAGGAAGGAGCGCUAUCAGGUCAACUCUAUAAUCAGGUAUCAGUGCAGUGAUGGCUUCAGACAGCGCCACCCGCCUGUGGUCCGCUGCAUGGCAGAUGGACAGUGGCAGAAGCCACAAGUGGAAUGCAUUGCCCAAAUCAACAGCAGACUUCUAAAGAGAGCUAUUCGGCAAUGGUCUGCCAGGAAAACACCAGUCAGAAGACUGUAAUGAAUUAUAAAGAGUUAGUUAAGAGAUGUUAAGAAUCAAAGUUAUUUUCUAAGUAAACAUUUGACAUCAAAAAGUGUUAUUUUUAAAACAAGUUCCCCUCUUGUAUAUAGUGUCCUUACCCACAUACAUAGUUGAGUGGCUUGAGUGUCGCUCAGUGACAGAGACAGUAACUGAUCUUUUUUGUGAUUUUUUUUUUUUUUCACCUCAUUUUUUUUUCACUUUAUUUAUGAGAGUAGCAUUAUUAACAUCGGUAGUGUAAAUGGAUCACUGUACUUGCAACUGAACUAUUUGGAAGGUUUUACAGACUAUGCUAUACAGGUUCGUUUCAGACUUCUGGCAUGCUUCAGGUUGUCUCCAAAUAUCUGAUGAAUUUUUACUAAACCUUGCAGAGGAGGAACUCUCAUCUAGACUGUCUGGAAUUUUGCAAUGAAAGGGAACAGCUAAGAACUUGAUAAGGCCUGUGUCUCCACACUCUUUUUUCUGAGAGGGACAUAGGAAUGGGAAUUUUUUAUUUUAUUUUAUUUUUUUGCUUUUUUUCCCGCUUUGGGCACCAUAAUAUGCAGUUUGUGAGGUACAAAGUUUUUAAAGCACUUACUAUAUAUAACAGUAUAUGAAAGAUGACAUGAAGUAUUAUUUUAAUCUAUAGUCUCAAAGGAUGGAAAAAAAAAUCUAGAAAUGUUUAUAGCCAUAAAGAAGAGGUUUACAUUAAUUUAUUUUUGUGUAACCAUAGAAAUGAUGAAACAUUUUAAAAGUGUAAUUGAUUUUUGAUACACCUAAUAACAGCCAAGGUAAUGUGAAAUUAGGAGUAUUUAUUGAUUUGUCACAAUAUGACAUUGUAUCUGGCAAUUUGAUGGGGUUUGCCAUUUUUUAUGUCCAAAAUAUUCAGACAAAACAAUGCAAAAUCCAUACCAACACAUAUGCAUUACAUUUGUCAAAAGCGGGGCUAGACAGGCAGAUCCUGUCAAACUGUCAGCUUGAAUUUGUGCUGUGUUGUUUUCUCGUUUCAAUUGUCUUGCCAAAGCUGUGCAGGACGCAGCACUGUGAGACCAUGGCCUGAACUAGCUUACUGCCAUCACUGUCAUUCUCGCUUCUCUUAAAAAUUCAGAAAUGUCUUUUUUUUUUACUGUCUGUUACGACAAGUGCCUUAUGAUUUUGUUUUUGAAGCACAUUGCUCUGGUGUCUGCUCUAGUACAUGGGAGAGGCGGUGCCUCUUUCCCCCGGAGCAUUGGGGGAGCUCUUUUGUAGACUGCAAUCUUGUUUUCAUCACCAGUGUUGACCAGUGAACCAAUUAGUAAACUUUCCAAUCAUGCAAAUUUUGAUGUAAGCAAAAUGGAGAUUACUUCAUGCCCAAAAGACUUGGUUCUUCAUGUUGGAAAAGAAAGGGUUAAAAAGUUCUCUUGUACUCUGCUAUGAUCUCAUAUAUUUGCCCCACUAUGACUUAAUUCAUAUCACAGUAAAGGAAUGAAAGUAAUGCUUCACAAUAACAUUGAAGUACACCUCAAGAGUCAGAGGUUGCCAUGAGAUGGGAAUGGUUAUCUUCGGAGAUGAUGUAUAUUGUCACAGAUGACACACAACAUGUUUUCGUUCAAAUUAGUUUAUUGGUGAAAAGGAAAACCAUGAAAAAUGUCCAAAUAAAACAUUCCAUACAUCA
Molecule: messenger RNA, 6545 nt
Organism: Electrophorus electricus (electric eel)
Lineage: Eukaryota; Metazoa; Chordata; Actinopteri; Gymnotiformes; Gymnotidae
Gene: acana
Product: aggrecan a
Biological process (GO): skeletal system development; central nervous system development; glial cell differentiation
Cellular component (GO): synapse; perineuronal net
Molecular function (GO): hyaluronic acid binding; calcium ion binding
Source: RefSeq, a predicted model, not a curated record